Coprinopsis cinerea okayama7#130 is the source of this 696-nucleotide messenger RNA. RefSeq lists its product as hypothetical. Lineage: Eukaryota; Fungi; Basidiomycota; Agaricomycetes; Agaricales; Psathyrellaceae. Bases 1 to 696 code for a protein of 231 amino acids. The record is from RefSeq and is a predicted model, not a curated record. The transcript is spliced from 2 exons.
AUGACCUCCCUGACUCGCCGUCAAACACCACCUUUCCACCUCAUAGCCUUCCUUCCCCUCCUCAUCAACAUCGUCUAUGGAGCAGUCAUCUCCAGCCCAGAAACCCAUCCAACCUCACGCAAUCCACGAUCUUCCCCACUGGAAAUAUCUGCCCCACAGGAGAAACGCCAAACCUACUGCUACGAGCACUGCUGCUCCAGGUCUCUCAAACUAUGCUGCGACCAGUCCUUCGGAGGGAUGGUUGAUAUCCAAUGUCAACGGGGUGCCAGCAGCAAUACGUCAGGGGGCCAAAGCGGCGCGGACCCCAUCCUCCCACCCAUCGCCUCCCCUUCAACACCAGCAUUUUCGUAUCCGACUUCCUACCCCACGCCUACAUUCCCACUCGCAAAUACCGGCACCCCCCACCUCGACUUCUCCACUCACACCCCGUACUCCACGCCCCGCAUCGACUCCGAGUCCUACACCCCCUACACACCCUAUAGUGACCCACGAGACUUGUCCUCCCAAGUCUCAACCUCAACCCCGUACACAACGAGUACGAGCUCCCCAGGCGACUCCACCAGCUCGAGCUCCAAAUCAGAAAGCGGACUAUCAACAAGCGACAAAAUAGCCAUUGGCAUCGGCCUCCCAGGCGCACUGACCGCCUGUAUCGGAUUAUGGAUAUUUUGCAAGUCGCGAGGACGGAAAGCCCCGUAG